CACACAUCUCAUUCUUUUCUCUCACAACAAAAAUGUCGUUCACCAGAUUCAAUGCUAUUGCCACAACUGCCGGUAUGGCUUCUCGUCGUGCCAUGAUGCCUUCCAUGGUCGCCAGAGCCAACAAUGUCCCCGCUGCUAUGCUCCACAGAUCUGUCGUCCAGAACCGUGACGUCGUUGAUAAAGCAAAAGAUCUCGGUCAUGAAGCAAACAUGAAGGCUGGUAAGGGAGCCGACAAAGUAUUGGAAACCGCCGAAGAUGCUGCUUCCAAGGCAAGCGAAUUGAAGGACCAAGCUGCCCAGAAAGCCUACCAAGCCAAGGAUAAAGUCGCAGAAACAGACGCUCUUAAUGCAGCCAAGUCUGUUGGCCAACAAGCCAACUUGAAGACCGGUGAAGGUAUUGCCAAGGGUAUUGACAAGGUUGAAGACCUUUUGAGCAAGAAGCCUGCCGAAACCAUUAAGGAAGUUAGCCACGAAGUCAACAUCAAGACUGGCCAAGGUUUGGCGGCUGGUAUCGACAAGGUCGAGAAGGUUGUAGAAAAGACAAAGGAAGCCGUUGGCCUUGGUUCAAAGACUGCUCAAAGAGCUGCCGGUGACGCCAAGAGUGCUGCUGAGACUGCAAAGGAUACUGCUGAGGGUGCUGCCGAGAGUGUCAAGCAGGCAGCUGGUGAGAAGUUCCAAGAGGUCAAGGGUGCCGCCAAGGGAACCGCCGAACACGCAAAGGGUGCUGCCAAGGGCACUGCUGAACAUGCCAAGGGCUAUGCUCAAGGUACCGCUGAACAGGCCAAGGGUGCCGCCAAGAGUACAGUUGACCAAGCUGGCGAGAAGAUUAAUGAAGCCGAACAUGGUGCCAAGCGUGCCGCUGAAAACCUCAAGAACAAAUUGUAAAUGUAUACUUGUAUAUUUCACCACAUACAUAUCAUUCUUUUCUCAAUGUAAUAAUAUUUUGAAUUUACCUCUUUUACCACUCAAUUUGCGUGUUGUGAUGUAAAAACUUGUUGCGAUCAAUUGGAUAUGGCAGGCAGGGUGGUUUUUUUUUGUGUGUUCUUUAAUUUAAAAAUAUCAACUCUGGGAAAGGAGCAGCGGUCCAAU
Molecule: messenger RNA, 1088 nt
Organism: Radiomyces spectabilis
Lineage: Eukaryota; Fungi; Mucoromycota; Mucoromycetes; Mucorales; Radiomycetaceae
Exons: 3
Coding region: 33-884 (283 amino acids)
Source: RefSeq, a predicted model, not a curated record